Messenger RNA from Temnothorax curvispinosus, 1838 nucleotides. Its product is annotated as elongin-B-like. Lineage: Eukaryota; Metazoa; Arthropoda; Insecta; Hymenoptera; Formicidae. Gene Ontology annotation, biological process: transcription elongation by RNA polymerase II. The transcript has 3 exons. The coding region runs from base 583 to 1134 and encodes 183 amino acids. The record is from RefSeq and is a predicted model, not a curated record. Gene Ontology annotation, cellular component: elongin complex; VCB complex.
GGACACGGUACACGGUAGACGGCGGGUAUCUCACAGGUGACGCUGGUUCGUUUCAAGCGUUUCAAGUGCAGGAAGCACGCGACGGUGCGCGAGGAGUAGAUAAGCACCAAGCAGAUUCCUGGGAGAAGACAGAAGAGCGAGACGACGAAUUUGAUUGGCCGCGUCGUCAUCGUAUUCUACACGUGUUUCCGUCCUUGACGGGAUCACGCCAUCACGCACGUGGUGAGAUUGGCGUAACACAGCCAAUCCAAUGAAUUUGUUUUCUCCAAAUUUGACUUUUCUUCUUCGUGCGGGAUGGCUAAAAUCAUCGCCAUCAUCGGUUGUCACUCUCUCCAAGUGCCGCUGACGGAACCCGAGGACCGGUAUAUUUUCCAGGAGAUUUCUUUCCCCGUAGCGCUGCGUUCGAGUGAAUUUUGUUGAGACACUUUUGCCUGUAAAGGCAAAAGAUAAGCGAGAAAGCUAUGCAACAUUGUAUUCACGAGAAGAGCCAAUAAACACACGUCAAGUUUCUCAUCCUUGGGAGAUUAGACUACAUUACGCGAGCUUUGUUAGACGGUUUAUAUUUAUAUAUACGUGGACUCAAUGGUAAGUUUUUCAAAUCCAGUUUUGAUGCCUAACAAAUACAUCUCAUUUACAAAUCACGUAAUCUCUAAGGGCAUUUUAGUUACGGGGAUUGUUGAAAAUAUGGGUAAGGACAUAUACUUAAUAAUCAGACGACAAAAGGUGACAUUGUACCUCGACACACAGGAGAAUGUCAGAGUUCUUGAGCUCAAGAAAAUGAUCGAAGCUAUAUUGAAAGUACAGCCAGAAGAUCAACAGCUAUUUGUGCUUGCAAACGAUCUUCUUGACGAAUGUAAGGAAUUAUCCGAUUCGACUGCAUUGUUCGACUGUGGACUGACGUCAGCGACGGCAAAUAUAAUGCAGCCUGCGGUAUUAGGCCUAGCUGUGCGAAAAGAGGAUGGUUCGUUUGAAAGUCUCGAAAUAACAUCGUAUUCCGAAUCAGAAUGGCCAAACGUAUCAGAAAUUUUCAGCCAGGAAGAAAAAAAUGACGCCAUUUGUGAAAAGUAUCAGAAAAAGUAUGAUGACGUAAAUGACGCAAAAAAUGAUAUACUAAGUAAAGCAACUCAUAAAUGAAGCGACAAUCAAGUUUUGUGUUCUGUGCGACUCAAUGACUGUUCGAGUAGUUCUAGAUAGUGCGAAAACAGGAGAUAUAUAUACAUCAUAAACCCUACAGCAUAAUGAUACCAAAUACGUAUGCUCAUAUUGAGUUGUACAUAACUUUAAGGAGGUACAGUCUCAAAACUUUGCAAUAUCGAACUUGAUAGGAAUAUCACGUGGCCAUGUUACAUCUUCAUAGUAUUGAAAUCUGAUAAUGACAACGUCAUGUUGCAUACGUCAUACGUAGAAAAGAAAACUUCGUGUUACUUGAUAAACCAUGACAUAACGUCGUAAGUGAUGGCGUGAAACUUUUCAUAACGCGCGUAAUAUUUCACGCAAAACAUUUGUGUGCGUAUAUAUUUGUUCAUCUUCUUCACCGCGUUCAUCUUUACAUGGACCUCUGCGUACUCUCUUUUCUCUUUUCUUCUUUACGUUUUUUCCUCAUAAUUGCCAAAGCCUUUAAGAACAAAUAGUCUUCGUUAAAUUGUAUUCACUUGUAUACGUGACUUGUAACGAUAGCAACAAGAACGUACCGCGCAAAAACAUCCGUAGAAGCAGAAGAAUGGAUGCAUCUAUAAUAUGGUACGCGCUUGUGUGCUGGAGAUAUGUCACCUAUUAACAUAUAUAUAUGUAAAAAAUGACGUAGUACUUUAAUGUAAUAAAAAAUAUUUUUAAAUAUA